Panicum hallii is the source of this 420-nucleotide messenger RNA. Its product is annotated as 10 kDa prolamin-like. The coding region runs from base 1 to 420 and encodes 139 amino acids. The transcript has a single exon. Lineage: Eukaryota; Viridiplantae; Streptophyta; Magnoliopsida; Poales; Poaceae. The record is from RefSeq and is a predicted model, not a curated record.
AUGGCAGCCAAAAUGUUUGCACUGUUUGCACUUCUUGCUCUUUGUGCAAGCGCCAGUAUUGCUACCCAUGUACCAGGGCACUUGCCACCUGUGAUGGCAUUGGGCGCCAUGAACCCAUGCAUGCAGUAUUGCAUGAUACAACAUCCUUUUGUGAUGAACACAUGCAUGCAGUACUGCAUGAUGCAACAGGCAUUCGCCAUGGGCAGCUUUGCUUCACAAGCGUCAAUGAUGUUGCAGCAACCUUUGGCCUUACCGCUUCAGCAGUACUGGACUCCAAGGAUGAUGCCGUUUCAACAAUGCCACUGUGGUGCCAUCUCGCAGAUUAUACAACAACAACAACUACCAUUCAUGUUCAACCCGAUGGCUACAAUGAUCCCUUAUGUGUUCUUCCAGCAGCCCUUUGCUGGCAUUCCGUUCUAG